Molecule: messenger RNA, 16021 nt
Organism: Xyrichtys novacula (pearly razorfish)
Lineage: Eukaryota; Metazoa; Chordata; Actinopteri; Labriformes; Labridae
Source: the annotation of a GenBank genome assembly
UUUCGGGCCAUUACGGCGGGUGUUGCCGGGAGUGACUCCAGUACAGACACAAUGGAGCUGCAGUGAUAGAGUAAAUACUGCUUCCCUGUAUUCACACACAGCCUUAUUUAUCUCUGACAGUGUUAUGGUGAAGUAAUGCUGACCGCGGGCUGUUAGCAGCAUGCUAACUGCUAUUUUAGCGCUUUGGUGCUAACUUGGUUUCUUAUUUAUUUAGCCAGCCGUCCUGUUAGCUAGCUGAGUUAGCAUCAGUGAGCAGCUGGUCGUGGGUUUGGCUGUGUUUCCUCCAGUAUUGGCUCCUCUCUUAGCCUGGUUUAAAGUGUUGAGCUGAUCUGUGAGAGCGGGAUCAUGGAGUUUCCUUUUGAUAUUAACCUGUUAUUCUCUGAGAGGGUCUCGGUCCUGGAUCAGAGUCUGAUAGCAGGUCGAAAAUCUGCAGGACGGUGAGUAACAGAUCCCAUUACAGUAUAUCUGCAUAUUAAAUUGAACCUACCAGGGGCGUGUCCAGGGGUGGGGGUGGGGGACCAAUAGUAAAUAGAAAUUCUUAACCCUUGUGAUUCAUCAGGCCUUUAACCAUCGUAAACUACCUCCUGCAAGCUGAGUGAGACUGUCAACAUCUGGAACAGAUGUGUUCACAACAAAUAUAUAUUACAGUACUCUGUGUACAGACCAAACACAGAGAGGACUGGAGGUCCUUACACACCGGGGCCGACGCUAAUAUAGAACACGAAAUUACAAAAUAUUUUUGGAAGAGAAUUUUGACCCCCCUGACUAUACACAUCAAGCUCGAUGCGAUUUUGCGACUUUCCGGGGGUAAAAAGACUCAUCCCGGGGAAGACUUUUGCCGGGGAAAGUCCCGCCUCCUUCGCCUCAUUGGCUAGAAAAGCUGGAAAUGUCAUCAUCACACGCUCAAGCCAAACAGUCAGCACUUAUAGCCAAUCAGAGGCGAUAAGCUAACCAUGACCCAAAAAAUAAAUGCCACAAUACCGCAGGACGGGAAAACGUCGCUGAUGUGAACACUUCUAUUGACAGGAUAGGGGUUCGAAAAAAAAUACUCAUGUCCGAAAUAAUCACAAAAUCACAAAAACGGUCCCUUGUUGUGAAAGGACCUUAAGAGCAGAAUUUAUAUAGACUGUAAGCUGAUUAAGACCCUCAAUCAGACCCUCAUGAAGACUGUUUGCAGACCUACUGCAGACUGUGUUCAGACUGAGCAAAGUAAAAGCCAUAUUCCCUGUUGCUUGUUUCUCUGCAUCAGUUAGUCGAUAAUUGAACCACUUUGUGUUUUGUCUCUUUAGCCCUGAUCUACAGGCCCACAUUGCCACUGUUAUUGAUGAACUUGGGAGAGCCUCUGCUAAGGUGAGUCUGUGGACCUGUUCAUGUUUAGGACCUUGAACCUGCUGAGUAGAUCUAAUCUGUAUCUAAUAAAAAUACCAUCAAAUAGUUUCUGGUUUUGAGCUGCUGCUGACCAUCUAGCCGCUAUCCUGUAUGUGUUUGUACAGGUUGUUUGGUGUUUGCUCCUGCUGCACAUUGUUUCAUCUCAAAAUAUCAUGAAUUAGUACCAUAUUAUAUUAAAUAAGACUUUUGAUCAAUAAGAAGCCCUUUACAAGCAGAGAAUAAUCUGUGUAAGAGAAAAUGAGUGCAGGCUGAGUCUGUGGCUCAGUUGUAGAACAUGUACCAUUUAGACUGAGGCGGAUCUAUAACCACAGCAGCUGAGGUUUAAUUCAAUGUUGUCAUAUGUUCCUUUCCUCCGUCUUCCUGUUUCUUUCUUCCCCUCAUAAAUUCAUGCACUGAGCUGCACUGUGAUGAAGCACACAUCAAAUAUGUUUUAUAAAGAGUUUCCCCAUCAACAUUUCUGAUUGUAUAUGUAAAUAUGAUCAUUUUAUUGGUUCAUUUGGUUCUUGCAGCUUCAACUCUGUUUGAGCAUUUCAGCACAGUACAAACACAGUCAUGCAGUGAGGACUUAGUUACAUCUCUGAACUUACAGGCUGUUUCCCCUCUUAAAUCAGGCUUCCUGUCGCAGACAAAUCCCCUGUGUUACAGAAUAAAUGCUCCUCCCUGUGGGUCUGAAUGUGGAUUUAAGAAUUGAGGUCAGCAUGAAGACUUCAGCAUAAUUUAAUCUGAGUGCUCCUCCAUCGCAGGCUCAGUUUAACAUCUUCUUCUCAGACAGACAGACGUGCUGCAGAAAGAAACAUCCUCACAGCUAUGGCUGGACUGUAAACAUGCUGAGUCACCACAGGAUGUGUGGGUGAAAUACAGGCUAAUUCUGUCAGAAAUAAAUGCUGUCAGCAUAUUUAUUACUACAUGUGAACUCAUUGUUUACAUCACCAUAACAACAACAUACGGUUACAGAGCUGGUGGUUAAUAAUAGAGCAAUUUGGCUUCAAAUUCAUACAAUGACGGGAGGCCCAUACUAUAUACAGUCUAUAGGACUGACUCACUGUAGGACUCAGCCUCUAGUGGACACUAAAGAAACUGCACUUAAACACAGUUGUCUCUCUCUCUGCAGGCUCAGCAGCUCACUGCUCCCAUCACAAGUGCUUCAAAGCUGCAGACUCAGAGACAUCAGCUCUACCUGCUGAAAGAUGGAGAGAGCAACGGGUACACAAAUACACACACACUCAUACACACACACACACACACACUCAUUCACAGUGUGUCACACAGUGCUUGUUAUGCGUGCUCUGUACUGUUGACACACGGUGUCAUAGUCUGACUUACUUUACUGUUACUCCCCACAGAGGACGAGGAGUGGUGGUUGGAUUUCUUAAAGUUGGAUAUAAGAAGUUGUUCCUGCUGGUGAGUUGCCUUUUUGUCUUAAGUUUCAUUGUUUAACUCGUCCUGCAGCUCUGAGUCACUGAACUCUGCUCUCCUUGUAAUCCCUCUCAGGAUAGACAGGGGGUGCACAUCGAGGCGGAGCCGCUCUGUGUGUUGGAUUUCUACAUAUCAGAGAACCUGCAGAGACAUGGCUACGGGCUGGAGCUCUUUGACUUCAUGUUGAAGGUAAAAUUCAUGUUCACAUGGAUGCUGGUUCCUGUAAGGUCACUCUCAGGUUGUAAAGGUCACAUUGAUCAGAUUCGGAGAAGAGUCCUGUCCUCUCUGCAGGACUGAGUGUAUUUUCUGUCUUUCGUAGCACAAAGGUUUGGAGCCCGUCCUGAUGGCGUACGACCGUCCCUCACCUAAGUUCCUGUCCUUCCUGGCGAAGCAGUACUGUCUGGCUCAGAGCGUCCCUCAGGUACAGUCUGUACUCUUCUUUAUCAUCUUCAUCACGCUUCUCUUUGAUGAUCACUGUCUCCUCCUCUUUCUGUCUGACCUCUAGAUGGAGGCAGAUGUGAUUUACCCUCAGGGGACACACCCAUCUUAUCCUGAUUGUUCUAUUUAUUCCGGUUAUAUUUAGACUCUGUAUCUCACAGGGAGACUGCUGUCAGAUAUGAUCUGAGUGUUUAGUGUUUGUGCUAAAGCUGCAUGACGUGUUUAGUAGACAAAAAUAAGUCAUUAGAAAUCAGAUGAGAUAAUACACCGAAGGACACACAGUUUCUGAUUAUUAUGUGUACAAGCACACAGCAACUUCCUGUUUCAUGGAGAGCUUUUAAAGUGGGUUUUGGUUACUCUAAGUACUUUAAUACUCUAAAUCCCCAAAGGGUCUAAAGAUACACAGACUACUUACACCUGAGACCCAUGAAAAGUUCGUUUGUUUUAACAGACCUGAUGUAGGUGUGAAGUUUGGGGCCUUCUGAGGCGUGUCAUAGUCUCCACAUUUGGGAUUCAGUGCACCUGAAAGUAGGAUUAAGUGUUCCCCUCUUGCACAGUGUCUUUUUGUUUAGACCCUAAAAAAAUCCCCCAUGUUGUUAACAGAUUUGUAAUGCUAACUGGAACCAGCAUUUUUGCCACAGAGUCAACAGAGGUGAUAUAAGCUGGAACAGUUUUGCACAGAUUGAAAUGAUGUGUGAGAUCAGGUUACGCCCCUGACAUUGCUCAAACUAGUAAGAUUUAAUCACCACUGUUUCAAAGUUUUGACCAAUCAGAAUGAAGCAUUUAACAGUCUAAGAAUAAGAAGGUGUUUUUUUGGUCCCAGUAGGGAAAUUCAAUCGUGAUUAGGCCAAGUGAUAAUCUGCUUUGUGUGUGUGUUUGUGUUUACAGGUGAAUAACUUUGUGGUGUUUGAAGGCUUCUUCCUGAACAGAUCAGGUAAGUCUCUCACUCUCUCUCUCUCUCUCUCUCUCUCACUCUUUUUGUCUCUCUGUGUAGAGGUAUGAGUGUGGGCUGUGUUUGGUAUUCUGGGUAUUUCUCGAUCAGCUCUGAAUCUUUUGUUUAGAUGAAAGCUGCUCUAUAAUCCCUCUCUCUCGCUCUCUCUCGCUCUCUCUUUCUCUCUCACCCCCUCCCUCUCUCAGUCACUGCUGUAAACUCAGAUUAACGUGUUCAUUCAGCUCCUAACCCAAGCCCCUCAGUGUAGAGAUGUAAGAUUCAGACCCUCACGAGUCCUGAUGUCUUUUUAUUCCACCUCCGCCGUCUGUGUGUGUGUGUACGUGUGUGUGUGUGUGUUCACACACUCUCUCAGGCCCUUUCUGCGCUCCUCUGACGGAUCAGGGGAUGAUCGGAUAUUUGUAAGAACUGAUUUAUUUUCUCUCACACCUAACCCCCCCUCCCCUCUAGAAACCAGUGAACUCUCCAUCAUUAGCUUCAUGUCAGACUGAAUGUAAGGCUCUGAAACUUGUACCCUGGCAUUACCUUUUCAUCACAUCACCUGCAUUUCUACCUACACCGGUACAAUAUAUGUCAUGGAUCAUUUCAUAUAUUGAACCGACUUUCCCAGCUGUCAAAGUAUGACAGUAUCCACAAAGAGCCACAGCCUGUAGACCCUUCAAGACCCUUUAAGACCCUUUAGGACACUUUAAACCCUUUAAGACCUUUUGAGACCCUUGAAGAACCUUCCCCAGACCCCCAGGCCUCCAGACUGACAGAAAAACACCUGUCUGUCAGCAGGUGGAACAUUGUGUAGAAUGUUAGUAGAAUCUGAAUUUGAUGGUUUGUAAAUCACUUUAAGUUUUUAUAGAACAAAGACAGCAUCAAAUAAAUCAUAAAGAACGUUAAGUGUUUAUAACAGAUCUCUCCUGAUUUUAAAUUUGAUUCAGCAACAUGUUUGUAAAAAUUAUUAAAGGAACAACCAAACUGGUAAAAAGUAGUUUGAGAGGGGCAAACAAACAGGUUAAGAGUCUUGUAAUGCUAGAAAAACAGCUGGAGGAACAUCUCCAACCAAUGAGGUUCAUGUCCAACAGGUAAGUGACAUGACUGGGUAUAAAAAGGACAUUCAGAGAGGCUGAGUCUCUCUGGACAUUUCACUUUUAGACUCCAGAACCUGGUCUGCUGGGUUCACUUAGGUCUACAGAGAGUUAGUAAAAGAAGAGCUGAUGGGAGAUGUGCCUCAGUUUCAACAUAUGUUGUCUUUGCACUAUUUUCAAUUGAGUAUAUGCUUUAGGUGAUUUUUAAACCACCAGAUUUAGUUUUCAUCAACAUUUUAUACCGUGUUCAAACUUUGUUGGGAUUGGGGUUCUGUAUUAAAGUCACUGGAUAGAUGUGGAUUCACUUUGCAUGUCUGACACAGUGUUAUCCAGUCUAUCAGUGAUGAGAUCCUCUGAACAGCCUGAUGUUGCAUCAGAAGCUGUCAAACAUGAUUGAUUUAAACCAUUUAUACAGCUGUUUAUUCUUAUAGAGUUGUCGAACUUUAAAAAUCCUGGAUCCAGAUUUCACACAGAUCUGUGUACUUUGCUUCACAGAGCUGCAGUCUGUCUGGUUUCAGACUUUUAGUGAUUGUUAGAAACAGUGAAACCGAGACUGAGACCACAGCUCCCUUUUUAUUGAGAGGUUAAUGUUAAAAAUGGGAACAAUGGUGUCUGCAGUGAGAGAAUCAGAGUCACAUGAUUUGUUUCAGGUUAGGAGUAAACAGGUGAGCAGACGAGUCUUGUAACAGACUGCUCCAUAAAAACAGCACCAAGGUCUGUUCUGCUGUUCCUCAUGUUUUGUCUGUAAAUGUGUCCUCCUCCACAGCGGCCCAACUGAGAAAGGUUCCCCCCAGAAGAGCAGAAGGAGAGAUCAAACCGUACUCUCUGACAGAGAGGGAAGGUAAACCCUACAAAUAUAAAACUGAAUCUCUGAAUCACUGCAGAGUGUCAACAGAGAGUUCUUCUAUUUCUUCUUCUUCCUGCAAAAUAAUCACACUCUAGUGCAGUAUGCUGGAUCUAACACAAUAAAUUAACCCUUUAUAUAAGAUCGUAUAAUUCCCCUGCAGUAAAUCUAACUGUGUAAAUUAAGGUCCCUCUCUAUUUUCCUCUGUGUUACAGUUUAUACUAUCAUUUAAUACAGUAUUCUCCUGCAGUAUAAAGAUGGUAAUAAUCACACAGACACUUCCUGAUUCCCAUCCUGUGCAGUACAGCAAAAUAAUCAUCUGUUAUUUAUGAUAUCAAUAAUAAAUAUAUUGAUGUCUGUUAUUUAUGACAUUCGUAUUGAAUAGAUUUAAUAUUUAUGAUACAGUGUAAUGUCUUCCCCUUUUAGUUGUGCGUCAGGAGCAGAGGGUUCCUCCCUGGCCGUUUGUUCCCCCUCACUCCCCCCAGCGAUCGGUAUCCUCCCGGUACUCCCCUCCCCUCAGCGUGGGUUCCUCCCCCAGCAGGGCCCCCACUCGACCCACCACACUAUCUGCCAAUCAGAGCCCCCAGUCCCCCCUCAUCGACCGCUGCAGGGCAAGACGCACAAGGUGAGAACUGCAUGACUCCGCCCACUCCGCAUGUGUGUGACUCCGCCCCUAAACAUUUUUACAAUGUUUAAGUGUGUGUGUGUGUGUGUGCCUGCAGAGUGUUUUUCAGUGUGUGUUUGUGUUUGUGUUUGAGUGGGUGUAUCAGUGUAUGUAUAAUCAGUCUUUGUGUAUACACUGGCGGUCUUUAGCAGUCCCUCCCGUUUCUGUUUCUGAUGUUUGUUCUUUUCACUAACUCUCUCUUCUUCUCCUUCUUCUCUCUCUCUCUUCCCUCUCUGUUAAACCUCACCUGUAUCAUCCCUCUUUGUGUUUCUGUUCCUGUGCUCAACUCUUCAUGAUAUCGUUUGUUUAUGACCUCAGUUCCCUUAACAGAUCAGAGAUGGGUUUCCAUUGAUGACAUCCUGCUGUUCCUUGUGUGUUAGAGACAGAUUAUAAUCUGCAGUUCAAUGAUCCGACUGAGUUAUAAUCUGCGGUUUUAUGAUCAGACUGAGUUAUAAUCUUUUGUCUGAUGAUUUUGUAGAAACUAUUAAAGUCAAUUUAAAUCAAAAAUCCUGUUCUGAGUGUUUCUGUAUCAGUCGGAUGGAGCUCAGUUCUGCUCCUCAGACUUCUUCUUCACUCACAGUUUGUUCAUUUUUAGGUUUGACAUUUACGUUUCAUCACAUCUGUGUUUUUAUCCUGUUCAGUUUGUUUCUUCAGUUUUUAUUAGUUUGAUGAUUUUGCCUUUUUCUUUUUGCUUGUUUUUCAAUUCUGUUACUUCAUCCAAACACACCUUCCCCCUCUUCUCUCCUCUCCUUAUCUCCUCUCCUCUCCAAUCUCCUUCUGGACCCCUCCUCUCCUCUUUUCUUCUUAUCUCCUCUCCUUCUUCCUACUCCUCUCCUCAUCUCUGGUAGCGAUCAGGGUCUGGUGGCGAGAAGCUGCCUGUACAGUCGACACCUGGACUUUAGAGCAGCAGGACAGCAGGACACACGCCUGACAGGUGAGCCGAUGAUGUCAGACCUAAGUGAUGUUAGAGAUUUAAACGGUGAUGUUUGGUUUUAUUUAUCUUAUGUGCCACAUUUAUCAGCUUUAUUUGUUUGAUACAAAAUUAUAAAAAGCGAAAAAUAAGAGGCGGGGUAUUUCUCAAAAAUAUCAAUAUAAUGUGUGUCACAAUAACACAUUCAGGUAGAGCAGUAACACCUGCGCUAUGUAAAGGAUAUAACCCUCUGUUCUUCUCAGUGUCAGCUCUUCCUCUGUGACACCCAGCUCUCUCUCUGCAGGGAUCCUUUCUGUCAGACACUAAGAAUAGCUACCAGAGCCUGUCAGGGACAAAAAUAAGAACCUUCACUGACUCACUUUGAGGACUCUGUUAUAGAACUGCUGUUAAUCUGCUGCAGGAGGUUGAUAAAUCACCUGCUGAAACUUUUUGUCCCUGCUGGACAUUUAGAGCCUAAAACUUGUCAGAAUGAGUCUCAGGCUGAAAAUAAUCUCUCUCUGCUUCAGAGAUUUUUUCUUUUACGAGUUCAGAUAGAAAAGAUGUUUCUCUUCCUGGUGUCAUUAGAUACACUUUACAGCAUACUUUCCACUCACCUGUCAGCGCCUUACAUUCACAGGUGUGACAGCUAUGGAGGAUCAGACACACACACCUGGACACACAGACACACACAGGUUGGACAGUGCUCACACACCAAUAACCAGGUAACACUGAUGCUUAAACUCUAUCUGUUUAUAAUGAGGAGGUAAAUGAAAGAGUCAGUGACUCUGUGUGCAGACAAGAGACUGAACCAAGAAAACCACAAGGACAUCAGGUUUUUUUCAGGUUCAGAAGCCAGAGUGAAGCCACUAACAGACUAUUUACAGAGAAACUGAGACUCUCCACAGACAGAUGAACUGUAAACCAGAGUGAAGCCACUGGGAGUUGGUUUUAGUCUGCACACAGAGUGAAGUCUCUUCAUGGUAUAUUGAUAUAUUCUGAAUGUCUUUUGUCCUCUUCCCCACCCUUGACUCUGUCCUGUCCUUUAUCAGGUCGCAGCACUUGUCUCUUCCUCUUCCUCAGUCUGUAUCCAACACAGAAGACGCCACAGAGACACAGCAGGGUCAAGCUGAUGAAGAGGAGAGCAGGAUGAAGGAGAGACAGGACAGACCUCAGCUUCCAGCAGCAGGAGGAAAAGACUUAUUGUCCCCCCUUAGACGUCAGUCAGAGAACAGAGAUGGAGGACUGCGGUCAUGGACUGUGGGAGAGAAGAGUUUCAGUGCUCAGUGGGUAAAACAGAAGCACGAGCGGAGGAGCACUAGACCAUGGUGAUCCAGAGGGAACCAGAUUCAGGUCUAGACUGAGGAGGACCAGAGCCAAGGAGACCCUAGAUUACUGGGUUCUGAAGUGCUUUGAAGUUUCUUAAAGAGACAGUAGCUGAAGUAACCUGGUUUGAUGCCCAUGUUUCAGGUUUUUUUCUCUUUUUUUUGUAGCUGUUAUAAAGUCCUCGUGGCCAAAUGUUGAACAGACUCAGAGUGAACCUGCACUAGUGGAAGUGAAUAAAAUCUAAAAAUCUCUAAAUUGAUUUUCUCAAAUGAAAAUGAAAACCUUGAGCAGAUCUUUGUGGUUUAUUGUGAUGGAUGACGGUUGAAUAUCUAUGAAGUGAGCAUCAGGAUUUCUCGGGUUUCAGAGAAUUUCUUUCUGAAUCAUCAGAAUAAACUUUUCACUUUUUUCAAAACAGGCUUUAUUGUUUCUCAAAUUCUCUUUUCAGACUCCUCCCCUGCCUCAGUUUCCCAGAAUCCUUUACAAGAGCAGGUGUGUCCCAUAGAUUGUAUAUAAAAGUAUAUACAGUCUAUGGUGUGUCCACCCUGAAGAUAAACAUCUAAUCACCUUCUCAGACACACUAAUUAGACUCUGACAGUACACACAACACAGUUUAUUGUUUCUUUUUAAACAUCUCCCCAUCCCCAAAUUUACACACACUCACCUUCACAAACACACACACACACACACACACACUUUCACUAACACAUACACAAACUCUUGCUCAUACACUCCACCUUAGAUCAGCUGUUUUAUCAGGAUCAUCACUCUGACAGACGGUUUAAACACACCUUGGAUCAGAGUUUCAGAGGACCCUGAACUUUUCCUCAUGCUGAACUUUGACCUUUCAGGUCCAGAUCCUACUGGAUCAACCCAUUUUCUCCACGUGUCAGCAGGAAAACUCAGAGCAGGAUCAUCAGAGUGUUAACGUGUUAUUUGGGUGGGGCUGGGGCAGAAAUGCAGUUUCUCACAGACAGGAGUAAACCUGAGUCAGAAACUCAAGAGUCUUAGGUGAUCAAAGCUCAAACUGACUAAACAAACGCAACAGAAUCUGCUUUUGACCUGAUGAUCUGCUCAUCAGCUGAUUCUCUCUGUCUCUAAUCCUCCUGGUGCAGCAGGGGCAGGUGAGUCCCUAGUCUUCCUGGUGCAGUGGAGACAGGUGUGUCUCUAGUCCUCCUGGUGCAGUGAGGGCAGCUGUGUCUCUAGUCCUCCUGGUGCAGCAGGGACUGGUGAGCCUCUAGUCCCUCUGGUGCAGUGAGGGCAUAUGUGUCUCUGGUGCAGCAGGGACAGAGGAGUCUCUAGUCCUCCUGGUUCAGCAGGGUCAUGUAGAGAUGUGACUGGAGGAAGCGAGGGUAGCAGUCUGUGUCUAGCAGGGAGUAGAUGCGCGUUUGUGCGUGGUUUAGAGAGUUGUGGGACGGGGCCUGCAGCAGAGUGAGGGUCAGAUCUCGAGUCUUACCAUCCAGGUUGACCUGAGACAAAGGCACAUGGAAAUAAUAGUACGUUUUUCAUGAGACAGGUGACUCUACAUCGGUGGUUCUCAAGUCCAGUCCUCGAGCCCCCCUGUCCUGCAUGUUUUGGAUGUUCCCCUGCUCCAACACACCUGAUUCAAAUGAUCAGCUCGUUAUCAAGCUCUGUAAUGGUUUAAUAACGAGGUAAUCAUUUGAAUCAGGUGUGUUGGAGCAGGGAAACAUCCAAAACAUGCAGGACAGUCGGCAACAUAGUGGGGGUCGACAGUCGAGGACUGGACUUGAGAACCACUGCUCUCAUGAUAAAGAUGUGUAACAAAGUCUUCAUUCAUUGGCUAAUCCUCCUCUUUGGUUAAACUCUUAAACAAAGCUAACUUUGAUGCUUCCCUGACCCAUAGUUUCAACAGUCAUCACUUCCUGCUCACACUCUCACAGAAACACAAAGGCUGGCCAAAAUAAAUCAGGCCACUUUCCUGUGAGGAGAUUUUAGCUGAUAUCAAAAUGUCCAGUUUUUAACCAAUGACGUCCGACAGAAACAGGAGAGACCAUCAGCUAAAACCCUGAUUAUCCCUUUAAAGUCUUAUAAUUAAUGUUGCCAAGUCUUUCUCAUGUGACAGGUGAAGGUGUGUAAUUACCUCUCUGGGAGAUCCUGGUUGGAUGUAGGUGUUGCUGAUGUCUCGGGCUCUCCUCUGCAGACUGAAGUUGUUAGAGGAUUGUUUGUACUGCUCACAGGCGAGGUAGAACUGCAGGUUCUCUUCGCUGAACUCUGACCGCAGGAACGCCCCGAACACCUGAACCCCGGCUACACAGAAGGAAGAUUUUUUUUUUAUCGACAUGGAGGUUAAAACCCCCACAGAAUCCAAAGUCUCAGAGCUGUGUACAAUACAAAAAAGUUAAUGAAAACAACAACAAUAGUAAUGAUAAUAUUCAUUAUUAUCUAAUUAGUUUUCAUAUUCACUCAAUAAAAUAAAAAUAAUUAUAUAUAAUAAAUAUUAACUGAACAUCUGUGAAUAUAAGGGGGAACACUUAGGUACACGCAGUCUAGUGUUGUAUUUGGAUCAGAACACUGACUGCAAUUCAUCUAAUGACCACCGGGGUCUGUGUGUGGUACGACAAACAUCCUGAACUUCAUUGUAUGGAUUUUAAAGAGUUUGAUCGAGACAACACUCUCACAUCACACAUACACUCAAACAGCAGGUGCAGACCAGCAGGAGAUUAAAUUGUAAAACUGUUGAAUCUGUAAAGACUGAAAACAAACUGUGAUUUAAUACUAAUCGUUUGUGUGUAAUUAUGUUUGUUCUGUAAAUAGCAUCACUCGCAUUCUCUUUAUUGCUCAGCACACAGGAGCUGUGACGUCUGGUUACAGACUGUCAUCUCACAGUAAGUUCAGAUAGACACACACACACACACACAUAUACGCACAGUCUCAGAGGUCUCUGUCUCACUCAGCGGUGCUCACUUCUCUUUCGAGAAGAUGGACAUUUAUGAUUUCUGCCCUCACUUCCUGUUUCCCACAUUGUCAGGACACCUGCCACGUAUGUUAAGUGAGUCUUUCGUCUGUUGAUCUAUUUUUAACUGUCCGCAUUCCUCUGUCUGUGUCUGUCAAAAAACUCUCAGUCCUGAUCAAUCACCAGCUGACAGGAAGAUCUGAAGACAGAGGACCGUCUGAUUGGAUUUCAACUCCACCUGUCUGCUGUCUGUCCCUAAGCUGUGGGCGGAGUCUAACCACUGAGCAAAGAUUUAAGGUUUCUUAUAAAAAACUCCAAAGAACCCCUCACACAGUCUCAAUAAACACCCAAACUCAGACUCACUCUGACUGGCCAGCAGGGCGUUCAGAGACUCCGCCCACUUCUCCAGCUCUUCCUUGCUGAUCUUCCUCUUCUUAUUGUGUCCCACCUGACUCCACUGACGCAUGAAGUGCAGCCGGGAUCUCCGCUCCACAGGACUGGGGACACAGCAGAAGUAAGAACCGGGACAAGACACGGAGACAAGAAAACACAAGUAAAGGAUAACAUGGAGACAUGAUGACACAGAGACACUUUUGAGUCAGACCGCUUGAGGUCCUCCUUGUAACACAAAUAUAAAGACAUUAUCAGACACAGAAGUGAACCUAAGGAUACAUGAGAAUGGAGACAUUUACAACAGGGUGAAAAGGUUCUUAGACAUGAUGCAUGAGGUCAAAAAUACACAUGGACAAAUGUCAAAUGGACUCAGUUUCUAUCGCUGUAGUCCUCUGACCGAUCACAACUCUUCAAUGCCACAGUCACUCAUUCACCCCACAGUCAUCUAUCUCACACUCAGAAACAGAAGUCACUCCAUCAGCUCAGUGUGGUUCUCACCUGUCUUUGGGCUCUGGAUUGGUUAGGUUGGAGUUUGAAGAAUGAGGACUCUAAAACAGAAAAGGAGGUCACUGAAGGUCACUAAAGAUCACUGGGGUCUAGUUCAAAGGUUAGACACAGAGAGGCCUUAGUGUGAUAUCAGACGAACACCGAGAUGUAAAACACUGUCCGCAGUUUGACCAGGACAACUACUACAGAUCUGUCAAUCAUCUCUGUCGUCAUGGAGAUGGGCUGACGGUAUCUUCAUCAAGUCUGUCUGCAUCAUGUAUGAGUAUGUUAUGGAUGUCAACAGUUCAGUGUGACUGUUUUUUUUAAAGAAGUAAUUUCAUAAUUCACCCUGAGGAGGCCCUCUGAGAUAUUAAACUGAAGCUGCAGUUUGUUCAAACUUCUCCCCAGAGCUGUCUUUCUCUCUUUAAAUGAAUGAAGAUAAACUUAGAGUAGGAAAUCCAGUUUCUUUCUCCUGCAGCAGGUGAACUCUCUGUAAUGUCAGUGACAUAAUCCUCAGUGGAUCAGAGUGAGUCAGUAACUGUUCCUGUUUGUGUUCCUGGUUAGUUUGACUUUAAACAGUUCAGAUGUGACAAACUCUCAGUUCAGCCUCUGUGACUAUGAGAGGACCUGACCAUGUCUCAGGGUCUCACCUGUCCAAACAGACUCUUCAGGUGGAGUUUGGCAGCGGAUAGUUUGGUGUGGUGGUGUCUCUGCUGGGACUUAAAGGGGUGAGAGGUGGAGGAGGUGGGUGAGGUUGGAGGCAGGUCGUCCCUCCUGAUGUUCUCCAUGCUGCCCUUGGGGUCGGGGGCCAGCUGUCCAUCACUGUACGCCCUGAAGCCCUCACUGAACCAGCUCACCCUCAGGUGGUUCUUAUCCAGUUUAUGGAGUGCGGUCAGAUCUUCCACGCUUACACUCAGUUCCUUGGUCAGCUCCUUUUUCGCCCCCUCGCCUCCACCCGCUUUGGGCUCCAACAUAGUGGGGGUCGUGCUACUCAGGCCUCCAUCCAGCUCGUCUUCCUCCAGGUGAGGAGUGUCCCGACUCCUCUCAUGAUCCUUAUCCUUUAGACCCCCCUUCCUCCACGGAAAGAAGUCCAGAUCCAGGAGGGACCCCUCAGAGCUGAACCUCCGCAUGGUGCUGCUGAGGGGGAAGAGGGUAAUGAGGAGAUAGAGGAGGAGGAGGAGGAAGAAAAGGAGCAAGAAAAGGGGAAGGAAGCUAUUAAAAUCCUGCAGGAAAGACAAAAGGACAAUGGAAGGUCAGAGACAAGUAAAAAAAAAAACAGGUUAUUCAAACCUAGAAUCUAGAAACACCAGUGACUUCUCUGGACCAUGGAUCAUGGAUACUGCACCCUCCUCUUUAAAGAGCAGAGGGACUACUAGCUUGUUUUGAGAAAGAGGAAGAGACAGAUGAAAAUCGGAGUAAACUGUAAAGAGGGUUUUUCAGAUUCAAAGAGGAUUAUCAGAUGGUAUAAUGAGAGUUAAGUUUGGCCUGUCAGAUCAGGAACUCUGCUCCUUUGAACAGUUCAGCGCCCACAGGGAAAGAAACUAUAAAGUUAAACUUAGUCAUACCCUUUGACCUCUAUUUAUUCAUGCACACAGUCUCUCACAAACUCACAUGGUCAUGUUCAAUCAUUAACCAGCCUCACAUUCAGCCUUCCUGACUCAGAGUUUCCCCUCCUUCUUAAGACAAAUAAGGAGUUAAGGACAGGUAAGAAGGUUUGGACUAACUCAUCUGGAGUCUAAUUCUUGGGUUACCACAAACAGCAUGUGCCAACAGCACACUACAUACUUACUAACCUGCUAACUAGCUCCUUUAACCACAGGAACAACCUGCAGCUGGUUUAGCUGGUUCAUUGACAGGUUCAGUUAAAUAAACAUGAAGAAACAUGUUUGAUUUAAAAACAUAAUAAACAUCCAGUAAUUUGAACCUUCAGCUGACUGUGACUGUAUGAUUUAAACUUGGCUUACACUUUCUCAAUUGUGUUCAUGUUUCCAUCAUUAUAACAUCCAGUUUUAGCUGCAUUCAAGAAUAAAAACCUUCAUGUAAUGGGCUGUCCUAUUUAUACAGUCAGAGGGAAGACACUCUGUUGAAGUGUUUGGAUGAAGCACCUGCUGCAAGUGUUUGCUCUAUAAAACCCUGAUAUCAACUUUUGUCUUCUGCAGCUGUUAAUACACACUCGUUUUUCUCACUCUUAAACUGCGAGAUUAAACUCUGAAUCUACAUAACAGUGAAUAAAACAAAAACACAGAGGUCAGAUUUCUUCCUCAUCUUCUAAAAAAAAUUCAUAUCAAACUAAACUCAAGUGUUUGGAGGACUUUGAAGAAAGGAAAAAGUUUCAAGUUUAUCUGAAAAAGUCCUACAUUUAUGAGAAAGUAGAGUAUAAAAAGUAAUCUUCCUACAAAGUCUUUAAGUUGACCGGAAUAAUCUGAAAUGAACAACUUUGAUCUAAAAAUGACAAAUUUCCUUCUAUAAGGCAGUCCAAACAAAUUUCUACAGAGAUGUUCUAUAACUUUGACUGUCAGUCACUUAGGUUUGAUGACUGAUUUCUAUGAAUUUCACUUUUCCAUGACCCCACUAAGAGAUCAGCUCUGAGGUUCAGCAGAGCUUUCAUCAAACCUGCCAACAAACGCUUAGUUCAUGAACAAAUAAAUGCCAGUCACUACAAUUAAACUGUCAACAAACUACAGUGUUUAACUUCAACUACACUUAAACUGUUAAUAAACUACAUAGUUUAACUUCUUGAGGUGUACGUGUUACUUUUAAGCUGAGUUUACCUGUUGUUCCUCAGGUGGGAAUCUGUCUUCAGGUCCGUUCGGUAACUUCCUCCAGCCUCAUGAGCACGCGCCAAAACACACCAGUGGAGAGACGGAGAAACGUCCCCUGAACUACACCUGAACCUCACCUGGACUUCUUCUGUCCUGUAGUGUUAUCUCAGAGCUCAGACUAACCCUGACCGGAAACUCUGUCCUGCUAGAAAAGCACUGACACACACACACGCACAUACACACACAUUGACUGCAGAAAGAGUUUUUGCUCCGUCACAUGAAGUCACUUAAGAGUGAAGCUGCCACACCUUAGCCGUGUCUCUACAUGCCUCUGUCUAACACACACACACACACACACACACACACACACACACACACACACACACACACACACACACACAUAUUCUGAGGUGUGUCCACUAACACAUGCCCCACAGUUCAUAAAGCUCCCAGUGUGUGU